Messenger RNA from Desarmillaria tabescens, 1560 nucleotides. RefSeq names its product cyclohydrolase. Lineage: Eukaryota; Fungi; Basidiomycota; Agaricomycetes; Agaricales; Physalacriaceae. The transcript has 6 exons. The record is from RefSeq and is a predicted model, not a curated record. Gene Ontology annotation, molecular function: GTP cyclohydrolase II activity. The coding region runs from base 1 to 1560 and encodes 519 amino acids. Gene Ontology annotation, biological process: riboflavin biosynthetic process.
AUGCCAGCCUCUGAAGCAAUAUUGACGCAGAUACUGGCCCAGUUGCAGGCGCUCCAGGUAUCCCAGCAGAUGCUGCAAGCAAAGUUGGAUGCGGUUACAGAUGGAACUUUGAAGCCAUCAACUCCUGAGCGCCGUAGUAUUCCAAUACCUGGCGUGUCCACAUCGCCCUCGAUUAGCGACCUGGCCUCCAAGAGCCCGUUGUCCUCGAGCCCUACUUCAUCGCGUAUGACGACCGACAAGGAACGCGAGAAAUUGUUGUAUCCAGGCCGAGUUAACCUCACAACCUACCCGGAUCAGCAUGGCAUCGCGCCUCACCCUCUUGUCUGGGGUGCCGCGGACCCUACUACACGUGGCCCGGUCAUAUGUUCGCGUCUCCCGUCAUCGAUCAAGCAGCGCAAUGCCCUCGGUGCUCAUUCCGGAUCCUACUCUAUCUAUCGUGCCCUCUCCGUUGCAAUGGGUAGUCUAUCUUUGACCCACAAACCCGACUACAACCUUACCGAUCCCCCGGUUUCUAUUCCCCCACAGCCUUCCUGGGCCGAUCCUAAGAAGAUCGUCUCCUUCGAUCCAUGGGGCCAUCUCGUUCCAUCCGUAUUCAAGAAGGAGAUGGAGGAACUCGGUCUGGAUGCGAGGCCCAGUAUCGCCAUCACCAAGGCUCACAUGAAGUUGAGUGAGAUUGACGAUAGCGUAAGGAAGGGAACCCUUGAACUAGACGGCAAGGUUCUCCUCAAAAGCCGGCCAUUACUGGACGAGACGGGCAAAGUUUGCGAUGCUGAUCCCGGCGUGGAAAUGAAAGUGAGUAAGGCCGCGGUGGAGCCUGUUUGGUUCCUACCUGGUGUCGCGGAGCGCUUCCAAAUAUCCGAAAGUCUUCUCCGUCGCGCGUUGUUUGAAGAAACCGGCGGAAUGUACCCUGAACUCAUCACUCGGCCCGAUAUUAAGGUUUUCCUCCCUCCCAUCGGCGGCAUGACCGUGUACAUCUUUGGAGACCCUGCGUUCAUGUCUGACGAGAGCAAGGUUCUCACUCUCCGUGUUCACGAUGAAUGCAAUGGAUCCGACGUGUUCGGCUCAGAUAUUUGCACGUGUAAGCCGUACCUCAUCUACGCCAUCGAAGAGUGCGUUCGCACCGCACAGCAAGGUGGCGUUGGUGUUGUUGUGUACUUCCGGAAGGAGGGCCGCGCUCUUGGAGAAGUGACGAAGUAUCUCGUCUACAACCUCCGAAAGCGUGGUGGCGAUUCCGCGGACAAGUACUUCAAGUCUACUGAACUCAUUGCCGGUGUCAAGGAUAUGCGAUUCCAGGCGUUGAUGCCCGACGUUCUCCACUGGCUUGGAAUCAAGAAGAUUGACAACAUGGUUUCGAUGAGUGACAUGAAAUAUGAUGCCAUCGUGAACAGCGGUAUUCCCAUUCUCAAGCGAUAUGACAUUCCUGACCACUUGAUCCCUCCCGACUCACGCGUUGAGAUCGACGCCAAGAUCGCCUCAGGCUAUUUCUCCAGCGGCAAACAGGUCACCGAGAAGGACCUGGUCAAAACGGUUGGCAGAACCUGGGAAGAAACGGAACAUUAA